This is a messenger RNA of Mytilus trossulus (common blue mussel), 30668 nucleotides long. RefSeq lists its product as uncharacterized. The record is from RefSeq and is a predicted model, not a curated record. The transcript is spliced from 152 exons. Bases 1 to 29271 code for a protein of 9756 amino acids. Lineage: Eukaryota; Metazoa; Mollusca; Bivalvia; Mytilida; Mytilidae.
AUGGGUGCUAGCUUUGCUGCAUGGUGUCCGGCGACGCCAACAAUAGGAGAAUGGAUUGAGGUUUCUUUUGAGGAACCAACAAUACUGUCUUCUAUUAAGAUACAAAAACCUCUUGGUUCAAAUAUAAAAUGGCCAACGGAGAUAGAUAUAUUAAUAGAAGAGGCACAAAGCUCCCCUGGUAACCUUACAGAUUCAGGAGAGACAAUAAAACUUGAUCCCUUAAACGGGGAUGAAACUUUCACAUUACCAAAUACACUUGCAGUACGGCGUGUUCGGUUAGUCAUAGCAAACUUUACAGAGGAACCUUGUUUUAGAUUCGAAAUCAAUGGGUGUCCAGUAAAAGAUCCUGAUCCACCCGAAGUUCCUGAUUUACCAGAUUUAGAGUUUACAUAUAUAAGUCCAGAUGACUUACAGCUUACAUGUUCAUUUGGUACUACAAUUAGUUACGGUGUUCAGUAUGAUGUUAUGUGGGAGGAUAAUGGAAAGGUCCUAUCACAGAAACUUUUACCCAAUACACAAGUGUCUGAUACAUUACACUUUACUUCAGCUCAACUGGACUUAAUAUCAAAGAUAAAAUGUACAGUAAAGGCAUGCAAUAAAAAUGAUUGUCCUACACUUUUCGGUACAAAGAAAGCCAGUAAUAUCUUCAGACCAGAGAUUCAGAUUAAGAAUGGUACAUCACUGUCUGUGAGAGAGGGUGGAGAGGAGAGUUUUGUUGUGAUAACAUCUAACGUCCCACCUGUUGUGUACUGUAGAGCACAGAGUCUUGAUGAUGACUGCACUGUGUUUGUACAGCUUAGGUCUAAUGAACAAAAUCCUGUCCAAUGCAAAAAUGGACAUGACAUAACUCAGGUUGUAUUUCCGGAGGAGGGAGGUGAAACAAAGUCAUGUACAGUGACUGUGACGUCCGAUAACUGGAACAAAGAUAUCAACGUCCCAGUCAAAGCAGCCAUGGACGGAAUUAUUGAUGGCAUGAAGACAGUUACUGUUACCUUGACAACUAAAGUAGAAAAUGUUGCCAUGAUUACAAAUGUGAAAUCUAUUCAGGUUACAGUAGAAGAUUCUGACAUGGGUAGUGUAUGUACAGCACAGACUGGAUUACAUGUAAAGACUUUUGAUAACAGCUAUUACACUGGUAUGACUGAAGGAGAGCAUGUUUUCUACAAACACAAAUCAUUGCCUGUUGAAAUCCAUACCUUCCAUCGCCACUGUGGAGGGUUAAAGUUGAUAUGUAUCUGUGGCGUAUCUGUUAGAGUAGAUGAUGAUGUCUUUACACUGGACAAGUGUGGAGGGGACAAUGAGGAAGCCAUCAUUCCAGAACAACCAAUCAAAGCACAGUUAUACAGGAUAGGAACUGUUAACCCAGACUUCAGAAUGGUUUCAGUCCAUGAAGGAACCCAGUAUGAUAUUUAUUUACCAUCAGGCAGUGAACUGAUGAUUAAGACAAGUCAGAAUGGAUACUUGAGUGUUUGGUUUUAUCCUUCUUUGAUGGACAUGGACAUGACAAUGGGCUUAUGUGGUACAUAUGACAACAAUGCUACCAAUGAUUUCAUGAUGAUGAAUGGUAACUUUAGCCAAGCUAAUGGUAGAUAUGUAGAUGACUUUGUUACUUCUUGGAGAGUUCCAACAGAAGAUUCUAUUUAUCUUGGUAAAUGUCCGGACAUGCCUGCUGUGUCUAUGGCAACAGACAUGGACGUAUGUGAUUGUUCUAGUACAACUGCAGAUUGUGGUUACUAUGGGGAAGUGAGGACUUGUGGGAUAGCUAAAGAUUUUAGUCGAGGUAUGGAUAAAACCGAUUAUUUGAAGACUAUGAGUAUGUUCCCACAGUACUGUGAUCCAGACUCUACCAUACCUAAACCAGGUGUCUUCAAAGAUUGUGACACAACUAUUGACAAGGCUGCGACUUGGCAAGGUGUGUGGACAGAAGACAUAGCCAUGUCAUACUGUAAGAAUCAGACCGAUCGUGUCAUCCAAGAAUGUGGAGGUGUGGUAGACUUCAUGACAGAGGACAUCGAUAACUGUGUACACAAUAUAAAGUGGCAUUACUGGGUGGCUUACUGUAAGAAUCAGACUGAUCAUGUCAUCAAAGAAUGUGGAGGUGUGGUAGACUUCAUGACAGAGGACAUCGAUAACUGUGUACACAAUAUAAAGUUUUCUGGAAUGUCAAUGUAUGGUUCUAUAAUAGACGAAGACUUAGAGCAGAGGUGUAGACACCAGUUACUAAAGAACAUGUCUGUAACAGUAACUGAUGUGUCGCUAUGUCCAUUCGAUUGUAGCAGUAAUGGUCAAUGUGAUGACGGUGUUUGUAAAUGUGAAGAGGGUUUUAUUGAUUUUGACUGCAGUGUGAACGCCAGUGUUCCUGCAAUGAUUACCUCCCUUGAUAAAGACCUCUUUAAUGAGUUGGAGGAGAAUGAUAAUAUGAUGAUCAAUGUUCUGGGUUAUAACUUUGUAAACAGUGACAUUUUCAAAGGUUAUAUAAGAGAAAUAAUGGUGGAAGAAUCUGGAUAUAAUGUAUCUUCAAUGUGGUCUGAAGUAGAGGUCAUGUUUGUCAGUAGUAGUAUGGUGACUUUAACAUUACCCACCAGAGGGAGCUAUGAGGUCACUGUCAGCAAUGUUAACAGUACAGAAAAUGUAGCUGAUCCCAUGGUCACAAUAAGUUACAACCCUGCUUGUUUCAACUGCAGCAUCAAUCCUGCUGGCUGUAAACUAAAGGAUAAUGUAUGCUAUAUAAAUGGUAAAUGUUACAAUGUAGGUGAUCGUAAGCCUGACAACCAUCUAGAAGGCUGUCUAUCUACUAACUCAUCAGUAUGGUCAGAUGUUAGCGGAAAAGAUCAGUGUUUUCCUUCAUCUAUCAUCAACUGGAGUAAGACCUCAUCAAGUGCUCUCCUCUUCCAUGACUCCAAACUACUCAAUGCUUCUACUAAUGACGAGUGCCAGAAUAUGUGCGAAACACAGGCUGAUUUUGUGUGUAGAUCUUAUGAUUAUAAUGGCGAUACAAUGGAAUGUUUAUUGUCGGAAUACAGUACAGUAAAUGCUGGAUCAUAUCAUGCUAAUCAGACCGUUAACUCUAAUUGGACCUUUGGUGAAUGGACCUGUGACAAUGAGGCCUGCCCAGGUCAAGAUGUUAAGUGGUCAAAGAUGGACAGUUACCAAGGAUAUUUCUCUAAUGACACACAUUUAGAUGUAUUGCAUGAUGUAUGGACAAUGAAAAGAUGUCAGCAACUAUGUGUAAGAAUGACCGGUUGUAUGGCCAUCAAGUUUGAUGCCAUGUCGGGAAUCUGUAUAUUAGCUGACGGAAAGCUGAAGAAAGUAACUACAGAUUCUGGAAUGUUUGGUUACUAUGCUGACUGGGAAUACAAUUAUUACACCUGUGUGGAAGGACAGGAGGCUGGACCAGAAAUCCCAGCUGCCACAGGUAUUAAAGUAGAACCCAUGUUUUAUGGACCUGGUAAUGAUAGUUUUAGAUGUAGAUUUGACGAGUUAACAAGUGACAUGGCCUUACUGUACAGUGUACUGUGGAAGGUUGAUGGAGAAUACCUGUCAAUCACAUCACCAGCAGUCAACUACACAGACUUCUAUUUAGACCAAGAACUAGCCAAUCAAAUGAAGGAUGGAUCAACAGUUGAAUGUGGAGUGAGUGUUUGCUUGGCAGUUAAUUGUGACAAUCAGAGAGGAAAGUUCAUGUCAUCAGAUAUGUACACAGCGACUAUCAAGAUAAAUGCUCCUGAUACCCUAGAUUUACCAGAGGGGGAGGACGCAGAAGAACUGAUGAUUGAAGUAACAGCCCCACCAUAUGUCUUAUGUAGGGACCAAGGACUCUCUAUCCCAAACAACUGUUCAUUCAAAAUAAAAACCAUACAGCCAUCAGUCAGUGAUGAAGUGAAAUGUCCAAGUGACAAUAUGAUAGAGCAAGUCACAUCACAGAUAGUAAAAAUGGACAACAAGGAACCAGUCUGUGAUGUCACAGUAACCAAUGAAAACUGGAGAGAUGCCAAGUACAUGCUGAAAUUGAAAGCAACUAUUGACAACAAAUUUGAUGAUGACCAUGAGAGAGAUUUACAAGUUUUUGUAGAUUAUAUGGUGAAUGAGGCAGUUGAAAUGGGCAAUGUCACCAAAAAAUCUAUGAAAUUGAAUGUUAUUGACAGAGACAGAAGAGCUUUGUGUAUAUCAGUCAACGAUCCACAUAUAACAACUUUCGAUGGAGUAUUCUUCAACAAUUACCGUACAGGAGAGUUUGUUUUAUACAAACAUAAAAAGCUACCCUAUUCAGUUCAUGCAUUGUAUCGUCAAUGUACCGGAGGGGCUUCCUGUAAUUGCGCUGUAGCAGUAAAAAUCUUUGACGAUGUUCUCCUAGUAGAUAAAUGUGGACCCCAGGAUGUAACAACUAAAUCAACUUAUCCAAUCAGAGUCAAGCUUUUCAGAAAUGGUGACCUUCACCCUGGAUUUAAGAUUUACAGAUACUAUGAAGGUCGUACAAUCAAGGCUGUAUUUCCUACUGGUACAACUGUUACCAUUAUGAGAAGUGCUGUUCCAAGUUAUAAUUUACUCAAUGUAUGGAUCAAGGCCUCAGCUGCUGAUUAUGGACAGACUGAAGGUUUAUGUGGAAGUUUUAAUGAGAAUCAAAUGGAUGAUAUAAUGUCCCCUGAUGGUACAAUUAGUGAAAUAAUAAACACCAGAGCAGACAUUUUCUCUUUGAGUUGGAGGGUUGAUACAUCUAAAUCCCUGUACACAGGAGAAUGUCCAUCUGACACAGCUGAGGAUUUGACACCAGAAUCUUACUGUUUCUGUAAAGAAUCUCAGACUUGUGGGGAACAGUUAGACAGAGUUGUCUGCCCCUUUGAAACAGAUGGUGGUAUUGACAUUACCAGUCAGUUAGUCAGCAAGUCAUUGUUUCCUACCAAGUGUACUGCAGAUGUAGGACAGUUCCAGUUCCCUCCCUUUGAAUACGAUGCUACUUUUAAUGAACCGAUACCAAAUUGGCCCUCAGAUGGUGGUUAUAGUGAAGUGCAAGCCAGAUACCAAUGUAAUGUUAUAACACUUACAGGCACGUUCAGCCUUAUGAAGAAUACUCCAGGUGUUAAUUGGGCAAGAGCUUUUGAAAAUUGUGUAGAGGACAUUCAGAUUACAGAUUCAUCUUUAUGGACACAAACUGUAAUAGAAAAUAUGAAACAGCAAGCCCAGAUACUUCUCCCGUUUAACAUGAGUACAUGGACUAAUGGUACCGGUCCUAAUCCUGGUCCACCCGAUGAGAUCUUAGGCCAAUUAUGUCUGGCUGAAUGUGGCAAUGCUGGGACUUGUGACAAAGGCAGUUGUAAUUGUAACACUGGACGUCUUGGAUUGGAUUGUAAUGUUAAGGAAGGAGAAAAACCAGAGAUCUUAUUUGUUGAUGGUGAUGGUUUGUGUGACCUUAGGACCAGUACUUGUGAAGAUGUGGUCCUAUUUACAAAACAAACACUAGAUGUGGAAUCACUUAGUUGUUACUUUACUACACUUGAGCAAUCUGGAGUAACAUUUGAGCCUGCUGGUAGUUCUGUCAGGGUGAAUGCUACAUUUAUAACAUACAAUGAGCUGGAAUGUACCCCACCAUCAAGGGGAAGUUACCAGGUCCAAAUCAGUAACAAUAAUACCGGAGCAAUCUUAAGUGACGUUUCCAACUAUCUUGUAUAUGAUUCUCUUUGCUACACAUGUGAUGUAUCAGCACUUACAUGCACAGAAAAGACAACAGCUUGUCUGAUUGACAAUAUAUGUUAUGAGCCAGGAGAGUUCAACCCUAAUGACAUACAUCAGUAUUGUGAUCCAACAGUUAACUACACACAGUGGCAGGAAGCUAAAGAUUCUUGUGGCAUACUGGACAUUGCAUGGUAUACACAACAAAACAAAGCUGUGAUGGGAGAACACAUACUCGAACUUAUGAGUGACAAUGACAUCACUAACUGUCAGGAUGCUUGUAUGGCCCAGAGAGAGGCUCCUAUGUGUGAUGGAUACGACCUUGACAAGGUUACACAGAACUGUUCUUUAUUUAAUGGUGAUGAUUUCUCAGCUUCUGCAGAACUCAUAGACAAUACUAACUCUGUCCACUCUGAAUGGCUAUGUGUAAACGAUCCAUGUGGCAAGCGAGGACUUACCUGGACAAGGUAUUCGGGAUUCUCUCUACUAGAACAUAACGACAAGGAGAUCUCCAGCGUGACCUAUAACACACAGUGCCGCAGGCUGUGUUUACAAGAAACACACUUUAUCUGUAAAUCGUAUGAGUUUAUACCAGCCCUGGGUAUUUGUUACCUGUCUAAGUCUGUAGCAGCUGAUUAUAAAGACAAGUUUGUGUCAUAUCCUGGGUUUAUUUAUGAAGACUGGACUUGUGAUAAAGUUGGAGACUACCCAGUCAUACCUAAGAAUCCAGAAGUUGAAGUAAGCAGUCUACCUGCCGAUGGAAACUUGACAUUGUCUUGUGAAUUCUCUACCAUCCAGAAUACCAAUGACAGUAUAGAGUAUCAUGUUUACUGGGUCAAGGACUCUGUUGUCAUAGCAACUGAAAUACACAAUGAAAUGACAGAAGAAAUCAAAGUAUUCCUCGAUAGGAAGCAUGUUGUUGAUUUGACAUUUGGUACAAAGUUACACUGUGGAGUUAUAUCAUGCAUACAAGAUAGAUGUAAUACAACAACCGGAGCCUUCAGACAAAGUAAUGAGAUCGUAGCUGAUGUUAAGAUAACUUCUGAUAAGAUGAUUACUGUAGAAGAAGGAAACAGCAGUGUAGCAGUCAAAUUCCAACCCAUGGCGCCACCUAGCUUUUUCUGCAGUAUCAAUGACAACAAGGACAAAUGUAACAUCAAAUUAUCUGUUUCUACAGUCACUAACCGGUAUGGAGAUUUCUGUGUCAGUGGAAAAUCUUCACAGUUAGUGAUCAAACCAGAAACUGACAAAAAGUCAUGUGACAUUAUGAUAACCAAUGAGAAUUGGAAAGAAGAAUUUGAAGUUCCUGUUAAAGCUAAGAUUGAUAACUUAAUGGAUGGAGACCAGAUGAGAAAAGUGGAAUUUUCUGGAAAAGUUAAAUCUGAUUUUGUUGAUUCAGAUGAACAUUCAUUCUUUACUGUAGAGGUAACUGUGAAAGAUAAAGACUUGGUUUCAUUCUGUGAAUCUGUUACAGUGGGACACAUCACAACUUUUGAUGGAACACGAUUUGACCACUUUUUGGAAGGAGAAUUUACACUGUACAAACAUACUUCUAAACCUUAUGAGGUACAAGCAUACUACAGAAGUGUUGGUGGUAAAGGAUCCAGAGUUUGUGCUGUAGCUAUCAGAUCUGGUGCUGGGGUUGCUGUCAUUGACGUCUGUGGCCCUAAAAAAGAGCCAGAAAAUAAGUGGCCACUACUUGUUAAGAUUUAUGAAAAGAAAAUGGAGAAAGGAACAGAUAUUUAUCGGGCAGUUGAUGGAAAGAUGUUCAAGGUUAUGUUACCAACUGGAACUAUCAUCACAGUUCUCGUAGAAACAGAAAUCAAAUCACCAUAUUUAAAUGUUUGGGUUCAGGGGUCAGUAGAUGACCUUGACAAUACUAAAGGUUUAUGUGGAAUGUUUGAUGGUAUGAAGGGCAAUGAUCUACAGAAAUCAGAUGGAGAAUUAUACAAUGUACCAGGAUUGGUUAAAACGGCUCUCUCACUUUCUUGGAGAGUGAAGAGAAACGAGAGCCUUUUGACGGGAUAUUGUUCCUCCAUGAAAUCCCCAGAACUAAUGACCUACUGUAGCUGUCCACAGAAAAUGGCGGGAGAAUGUGACGUGGACCAAAUCAAAGGAAUGUGUUCUGUUAUUGGGGAUCAAUAUGAUGCUGUGACUGAUACUCUAGGUCAAAGGUCAUCAGAACCAAAGCACUGUGAUGAUGAAACUGGACCAUAUGAAUUUGAUUCUGAAUACAAAUCUCAGGGUUUUGAUUGGCCGACACCAUCUAACAUUACUUUAGAUGAUGCACAAACAGCCUGUAUUGAAGCUGUUAUCAACGGUACAGAGGGACAGCUAUGUAAAGACAUACCUAAUACACUGCUGGAACAAAUCAAACAGACAUGUAUAGACGAUAUUCAGAUGAUGGACAAUUUAGAAGCAGCUAUGUUGUCCUUAGCAACCAUAAGACAACAUUGUGGAGAAGAAAUACAAAGGAGUGUAACAAUGUGGACAAGUUAUGAUGUAGUACACGAGUUAUGCUUCAAUCAAUGUGGAGAACAUGGAACAUGCAGACAUGAGAUGAUGAUAGCAACACCUGGUGGAGGGGAUAAUUACACAGACCUGUCCAUGUACAAACUGCAAGUCCCAGACAACAAGUUCCUUACAUUCAAAACUAAAACUUGUGAUAACAUGACUGUCAUCUUGUUGGGAGGAAAUAACACCAUGGUAACAAUAGGUGGGACCAAUGAAACAACAUACAUCAUAUCUAAAAAUGACGAGGUCAAGGCUAGUUUUAUGAUGGAGAACACCACAGAUUGUAAUGAGUACAAACAGUACUGGGUUCGAUGGGAUGAUCACAUGGUAGAGGUUGGAGAAGGUUCCCUAGGGAUCAAGGCUGGAGUUGUGAUGUGGAAAGAUCCUGAACCAAGUAUGGUGACUGGAUUAGCUGUCUUCAGUGGAGAUAACUCUGGAUCAUGGAUGUUCCCCACACCAGGUCAUUGUGAAUGUGAUGCAGAUUUUGGAGGAGCAGAUUGUUCAGUUAAUAUAACCAUGCCACCUAAAUUCUGGAGGUUACACAUGAAUGGUUUCUGUGAUAUAUCAGAGGAAUCCUGUAAAGAAAUAGUCGUUUAUGGAGAUGAUUUUUACAAAUCUGAUGACCUAGUUUGUGAACUCCAGAGAAUUGAACUGUCUAAUGAGGCCUACACUGUUGCCAUGGAAAACAAGACAAUGAUAAAAGCUGUGUUUAUCAGCUACAAUGAAGUUAUUUGUCCGACCCCACAAACAGGAAGUUACAUUGUCCGUGUAUCUAACGAUGGUAUGACCUUCACACCAGAGAGUAUCUUCACUGUGUUCGAUGAUGAAUGUCAUACUUGUAAAGAACCAGGCAAAUGUGAAUUCAAGGAAAAGACUUGUUUCAUUGACUGGAAAUGUUAUGAUGCAUCAGAGAGAAAUCCUGAGAACAGAACUCUGAUCUGUAGUCCAGUAGAGUCCUAUGAUAUGUGGAGUACUACAAAAGUCUAUCCAUUACUUGAGAAACUACCAGAGGUAGAGAUGAUGUAUAAUAAAACAACAGAGAUGGUUCAAUUCUCUUGUGAGUUUGAAGGUCCCUCUGAUAACACUACAGAAUUCUCCGUAGUUUGGAGAACCAAGAAAUAUGGAGGUGAAUGGAUGGAAAAUGAUGAUUUAUUCAAAAUGAAGAACAUUGAUUCAGGAAUGCUGAAAAAUUUCACCUACGGUUCCAUGAUACAAUGUGGCCUUUAUCUAUGCUACAGUGAUGAUUGUGGGAAUACGACAUCUCCAUUGAACCCUAGCAACAGUAUCCAAGCAGUUGUAAAGGUGAAAGAAACCAGUCUUGAACUGGUUGAAGGAGGAGAAAAGGAAGAACUACAUAUAACAUUUAGUUUCCCGCCCAAUAUGUUCUGUAUGUCUGACAACUGUCACAUCAGGGUCGAUAUCUCUGUCAGAAAUUCACAAAAUCUGACGUGUGGUGGAGAAAUGGUGCCUCAGAUAGUUAUCAAACAAGACAGUGCUAUGUCCAGUUGUGGUGUUAGUUUUACCAUGGACAAUUGGAUGAAGGAGAUGGAGUUACCAGUGUAUGCUGUGAUGGACUCGUUAAAGGAUGGUACACAGAUGGCCAUGAUUGAUGUAGAAUCAGAGGCUAUGGCAGGAGGCAUGAGUUAUAGUGAGGUCAUCAUGAAUGAGAAGGAGGUGGAGGUAACAAUAAUGGAUAGAUAUGCCAAAUGUGUUGCUGUCAAUUACCAUACACGAACAUUUGAUGGAAGGAGCUUUAACAAUCUGAACGAGGGAGAAUUUGUUCUAUACAAACAUAAUGAGCUACCAUAUGAGGUCCACAUAUUCAAUAGAAGAUGUAGUAAUGAUACGGAUGUGAUUUGUACAUGUGUGGUAGCCGUUAAGUCAGGUGAUGAUGUCAUACUGAUACAUAGAUGUGGCCCUGAAGAGGAGGAUAUACCAUACCUACAUACCAGGAUGUUCCUCAACGAUGAACUCACUCCAGGGACAAAGGUCUUAAGGUUCAAUGAGGGAUAUGAAUAUAGGGUUUAUCUACCAACUGGUUCCUAUGUUCUGGUCAGGAACGGAGUACACAGCACAUACAAAUACCUCUCAGUGGCCAUGUAUUCUUCACCAAUGGAUCAUAACCACACACAGGGAUUAUGUGGGAACUUUGACAACAAUAAAGACAAUGAUUUGAUGCUUGAAGAUGGGAGUAUGCUGGAAACUAAAUCUAUGUAUCCUCAAUCAUUCUCUACAAGUUGGAGAGUGGAUGAAGAUAACACAUUAUACAAUGGCUUCUGUGACUCAUCUGUCACCAGUAAAAAUGAUAGUAUGAUGUUAUGUGAUUGUUUCAAGAACUCUACAUGUACAGAGAAUGACCUCAUGUUUAGCUGUACUGAAGAAGGAGGAUAUGAUGAAACAGAAGGUCUUGUAACACAUGCACAAAAUCCUCCAGAAAAAUGUCUGACUAAACAACCACAGAUUCUGUUUAAAUAUGAUGUCAACUUUACAGCUGAGGUUGUAAGCUGGCCUACACCUUCUGGUAUGAAUGAGACAUACGUCAGAGAAUUAUGUCAGAACUAUAUAUUAUCAACCAUGGAAGGAAGCAUGUGCCGUGAAUUGGUGCCUUCUGUAUUUUACAUAUCAGUCGAGUCAUGUGUCACUGAUAUAGGAUUAACUGAUGAUGAAAGUUGGAAGAUGACUGCCUUAUUUAGUGUGAAGACACACUGCUACAUUAGAGCAAUCACAUAUACCAAAUACUGGGAGAUUUCUGGGGAUUAUAUGAUGCCUAAUUCAACGUUUACCAACAUGUUAUGUCCAAAUGGCUGUAAUGGUAAAGGAGCAUGCAAGAGUUAUGGUGAAUGUGAAUGUGUGAGUGGUUUCGGUGGUAUGGAUUGUUCUGUUGACAUCUCUAAACCCCCAGUUAUAGGUGAAGUGACCUAUGGACCUGUGUGUAAUACAGCAGACAGAGAUUGUUCUGUGGUUUACCUGUAUGGUAUGAACAUCCUAAGCAAUGUAGAUCUCACCUGUCAUAUAACAGAAGUACAGUCUGGUAGAGUCUACAUGGUUUCUGGAAGGUUCAUGACAUUUGAAUUAGUUGAAUGCAAACUUAAUGUAACAGUUAGUGUGACUAUUACACUGAGUAAUAACGGAGUAUUGAAGAGUAACGAGCUGAAGCGUUUUGUAUACGACUCCAAAUGUGAGAACUGUGAGUUAGCUGAUGAUGGCACAUUCAACUGCCAGACAAGGAAUGACAGCUGUGUAAUUGAUGGAGAUUGCUAUGAGAAUGGACAAGUUUUCCCUCAAGAUUCUACCCGAGUCUGUGAUGCUGUUCAGAACACAACGGUCUGGACAAAAAUACAAAGUACCAGUAUUUCUUGGAAACAAACAAACUUCAUAGAAAUAAUUGGAACAAUGUUAAUCACCACUAAUGUGAAUUUAACCUUGAUUGGUGCACCAAUAACUGUGGAUGGUUGGAAAGGUGGAUUAGCUGUGGAUCUGAAUGGCAAGGACCAGCUUAUGGACUCACCAGGUGACAAUAAUUGUCUUAGUGAACCUGACAACUGUUUAUUAGGAAUGACCUUUAAAAUAUCUCUGAAACUAUUUGAACUCAGAGAAAACAUGUACAUUUUAACAUCUGGUGGGGACCAACAAGGAGGCAGAGGAGUAUCUCUGUAUUAUUGGAAAAAGAGGUUAUAUUUGACCAUCUCAACUGUUGAUAAAGAAUGGACAGUGAAAACUAAAUUUACCAAGGUCAAUGAUUUCUUUGACCUUGAAUUUUCAUGGAGUAUUGAUGGUUUGGAACUCUUCAUUGAUGGAAUAAGUGUUGGAAAAAGAUUGAAGUAUAUAAAGAGGAAGAUUAAAGGCUACAAGAAAUAUAAAUAUAGAUUUGGUGGACCACUGCUUGGGUUUGGUGGAUUCUAUGCUAGAUGUACUGUUGGAACUUGGCAGACUUGGACAGCCACAAUUAACAUUAAAAAUGCUGUUGGUGUCCUCUCAGAGGUACCAGAACUUACCUCACAACCACGACUUGAAGUGGAUUACGAUAAAGCUAAUGGAACUUCUACAUUUAGCUGUAAAUAUGACAAAUUACCCCGUGGGGAUGUGAAAUACAUCAUAGAUUGGAUGGUGGAUGACGUUAGUGUUAAAUCUGAAACAACAACUGGAGAUGGAAGUCACCUUGAAGAAGAUUUGUAUGGAGUUGGUGGAUAUGGGGUCAAGACAAAAUGUACAGUGACUCCAUGUUUUGCAUAUGACUGUGCUAACACUAGAGGACCUUCUAGGAAAAGUAACAUAUUGAUAGCAGAAGUGAAGGUUAUGACAGAAAUUAUAAACAUCAGAGAAGGUGGACAGGCAGGCCAGGUCAAAAUCAAGGCCAUGGUUCCUCCGUCACUGUUCUGUGCUCCUGAAGAUAGGGGAGUUAACAGUACAUGUUAUGUCAAGGUCACUACACGAUUCCAGGAAGUGGAGGAAUUAUGUACAAAUGGUAAUACACAUUGGCAGGCUGCUGUCAUGUAUAGUAAUGUAAAUGUCGGGGAUACUGCUUUCUGUGGAGGAAUGAUCACUGUUGAUAUGUGGGAAGAUGAACUUUCUGUACCUGUCAUGGCCACAACAGAUUUAGUUUACGAUGGAGAUGUUUCUCGACAUUUAGAUGUUGGAAUUUCUACUUUCUGUGGAACUACAGUCACCUAUAAUUACACAUACAGUAGUGUCAAGGUGAACAUUGAAGAUGGAGAUAAGAAUGCUAUCUGUAGAUCUGUCAACGAUCCUCACAUGAAAUCAUUUGAUAAAUGGAAGUACAAUAACUUUUUGGAAGGAGAAUUUAUAUUUUACAAACACAAAGUUCUUCCUUAUGAGGUGAGAACAUUUUACAGAAACUGUAAUGGUAAGGCCUCAUGUAAUUGUGCAGCAGCUAUUCGUGUCGGAGAUGAUGUCAUUGUAUUUGAUAAGUGUGGAGCAUCAGCAACCUCUAAAAAAGAUACACCAAUAGACAUCAGAAUCAUCCUGAACGGAGAACUUACACCAGGAACUAGAAUAUUUAGACAUGGCGGAGGCAAAAAAUACAAGGUCCAUCUUCCUCAUGGUGCUGUUGUUAUAAUCACACAAGGGAAAGGAAAAACACCAGAAUUCAUCCAUAUGGUCAAGAUUAAAGCCUCACCAGCUGAUGCCAAUAAUGUGGAAGGUCUUUGUGGUAAUUUUGACGGAGACAAGGACAACGACAUGACAAUGUCUGAUGGAACUCUGUACACAGGAAAAACUAAACAGCCGAUUGAAUUCUCUAGAAGUUGGAGAGUACAUGAAAUGGGAAUGGAUUCUCUGUUUGAUGGUUAUUGCCCAGAUGACGUGGAGGAAGAAUCCACAACGACUUACUGUCAAUGUCAGACAGGAAUGGGAGACAACUGUGGUCCAUUUAAUUAUUACACUGACUGUUCUCCCCCAUUGAAAAACAAGAAAGGAAAGAGGAGAGGGAAGGAUAUGACAGCCGAGUUGCUCACCAACAAUGUAUAUAAAGCCACCAAGUGUUAUCUACAGGAAAUUAGAAUUACAUUUGAAUUUAACAUUCAAUGGGUACAGGCUGAAGUUUCCUGGCCUACACCUAAUGGUAUAACUGCUCAGUCAGCUAGAGCACUCUGUGUAGAUAUGAUAACAGGCAGUAGGUUUGACAGCUGUGCCGCCCUACCUGGUAUAGAUGUUGAUGAAGAUGUAGAGGGAUGUAUGGAAGAUAUUCAGGUAAGCAUUAGAUUAUUGUGUAGAGAUGAUAACAGGCAGUAUGUUGAUGAAGAUGUAGAGGGAUGUAUGGAAGAUAUUCAGUUGACAGAUAAUAUGGAUUGGAAGCAGGAAUUAGUCCAGACAGUCGAUGAACAAUGUUCUCUACAGCUGUCAUAUAAUAUCAGUUUAUAUAUACAAAUCAAUGGAGUGUUUGAACUACCAGAAUUAUUUGAACAACUUUGCCCUGGUGAUUGUUCAGGAAAUGGAGUUUGUGAUCAAGGUGUAUGUGUAUGUAAUGCUGGUUUCCAAGGUGAUGAGUGUGAUAUAUCUGUGACUGACAAACCUAAUUUAUACUUCCUGUCUACCACAUUGUGUGACAUCCAGGCAGAAUCGUGUGAGAAUGUCAUUGUCAAGGGUAUUAACUUCGUGGACUUGGAUACACUCACAUGUCACUUCAGAAAAACAUCAGAUGGAACAACAAACAGUUCUUUAGCAUUGUUUGUGAAUAAGAAUUCCGUUGUCUGUGGACUCCCAGGCCUGGGUAAAUACCAGCUAUCAGUCAGUAAUGAUGGUAUAAAUGUAGACAAUUCACUCCUGUUCAUCAAGUAUGAUUCACUAUGUAAUGUCUGUGGGGAAAAUGGCUGUACUGUCAGGACUGAUGUGUGUGUAGUGAAUGAUGUUUGUUAUGCAGCAGGAUUUGUAGACCCAAACAAUGCCAGCUCUGUGUGUAUUCCAGGAACUUCUAAGAUAUCAUGGUCUAUCAUCUCAAGCACUGAUAUUAUAGUGAGAAGGUAUACAUUUAUACAAAUUAUCCUCAACAUUUUGAUCACAAGGACCUACAACUUUACUCUUACUGGUACCCCUAGGUUAGUAGAAGGACCAACAGGAGGUCAAGCAUUGGAACUCAAUGGAAUAGGUGAUUUUGUUGACCUCGGUGAUCAGACCAAUGACUGUAUAUUCAAUUUAGAAAAAUGUAAAUAUGGUCUGUCUGUCAAAUUUAACUUGAAGUUGUUAGAAUUAAAGGAAAAGAUGUACAUUUUCUCCAGUGGAGGUGAUGAAAGUGGCAAAUAUGGACUCUCCAUGUGGUAUUCCAGAAAGAGGCUCUACCUUACUGUUAGCACUAAAACAAAGAUUUGGACUGUUUAUGUACCAUUCAAGAAAUACCUGAAUACAUUUGUCAAUAUAGAGUUCUCAUGGAGUGUUCAAGGAGGAUUAUCCUUGUACUUUGAUGGAUUCAGGGUAGCCCAAACCAGAGAGUACUUUAGAAGGAUAACCGCGACACUGUUGGGGAAAUUUUACUUGGGAAGACCUAUUGGUGUUGGUGUGUAUUGUUGGAUGGUUAUAGAUGGAUGGGAUAUAGCUGAAGGUACCAAAGAUAUAGUUAAAGACCUGGAUGUUACAGUUGAAUCACCAGAAAUUAAAGAAAGACCAGUGAUGACUAUAGAAGAGAAUACCAAUGGCACAGCUAAUGUCUUCAGAUGUAAAUUUGAGAAGUUAGAAGAAGAAGGAUUAGUAUACAAAGUGCUUUGGUCAAUCAAUGAUAAUUCCUUAAAACAGAUGUACCUCCCUGAAGAUGUUUACAUGCAUGAAUUGGAAGAGGAUGACAUUCAAAAAUUAGAAUUUAAAGAUGAGUUGUCAUGUUCAAUAAUGGCCUGCAGAGCUAACCAGGAUUGUUCCCCUUGGAGAAGGAGUAAUGUCAUUACAGCAGAUAUAAAGCUGAAGACAACUGAGUUGACUGUUUAUGAAGGAAUGAUACCCGGUCACGUAGAAAUCACGGCUACAGUUCCACCCUAUAUGUUCUGUCUCCCUGAUGAUAGGAAAAAAUACUGUGAUGUCCUAAUCACCACAAAACUACUACGAGCAAACAAGGAAAAGAAAUGUCCCAAAACCAAAGUUGAGAUAGUCCAGGCUGUGUUUGGUGUGUGGGAUGCAAGUGAAGACUCUAAACAUCCCUGUGAAUAUAGAAUAACCAAAGAUAAUUGGAGAGAUGUUGUUAUGAUACCUGUUAAAGCGUCCAUAGAUUCCUUAAAGGAUAAAAACCAGAAGAGAGAUAUUGAAGUCACCCUGUUUAUCUAUAGAUCUGGAAUAGCAGCAUUCACAUCUAAACUGGGAAUUGUUGAGCUUGAAGUAAAAGAUCGAGAUAAGACAGCCACAUGCAAGUCAAUAAACGACCCUCACAUGACUACAUUUGAUAAACUGAAAUACAAUAACUUCUACGAGGGAGAAUUUGUUCUGUACAGACAUAAGACUUUGCCAUAUGCUGUCCAUGUAUUCUACUUAAAUUGUAACGGAAAAGCUUCAUGUAAUUGUGCUGUAGCUGUCCAGUCUGGUGAUGAUGUCAUCUUAAUUGACAUGUGUGAACAAGCUAAAAACAAAGAGUAUACUAAAAAGGGGAAGAAGAAAUCAAAGAAGCUUGACGUAAAAAUGUUCCUAAAUGGAGAGCUUACUGAAGGAACUAUUGUGGAGAGAAUAGGGGGAGGCAAAACUUAUAAGAUUUACCUUCCAACUGGAGCUUAUAUAAAGGUGAAAAAAGGAAAGAAGAGAACAAGUCAGUUUAUAAAUGUACAAAUGAAAGCCUCCUCAUCAGAUUUUGGAAUGACUGAAGGUUUAUGUGGUGUAUUUGACGAUGAUAAAACUAAUGACCUAACACUAAGAAGUGGAGAGAUCUAUGGUAGCAAUGAGAAAGAACCUAAAGGGUUCUCUAGAGAUUGGAGAGUACCAGCAUCAGAAAGUUUAUUCAAUGGUUUCUGUCCAACCAAGGCUAAGACAGUAGAUAUUGGUAUGUACUGUAACUGUAUGGAAGAUGAAACUAACGAGUGUGCUGUAGGAAUGGACUAUCAGGAAUGUAAAGAAAUUGAAAAGAGGAAAAAGAAAUCUUACAAGAAGAAAGGAAGGAAGGAUGUAACAGCCAAGCUGAUUGAGAAGGCGGAGUCACCAGUGGCAAGGUGUAUUUCUACGGCAAAUAUCAUUAAUUUUGAGUUUGAUAUUAACUAUGAACAAGGGGAACUGUCAUGGCCUACACAAACUGGUAUAACUUUAACAAUGGCCAGAAAGAUUUGUGUAGAGUAUAUACAGGCCAGACCUGUUGCCCAGAGGUGUAUAGCCUUACCUGGUAUGGAUGAAAUAUUUGAACUGACAGUAGAGAGCUGUAUAGAAGAUAUACAAAUUACUGAUGAUAUUACCUGGACGUUUGAAGCUGUUGAGGAUGUAGAGGACACCGGACUGGUUAUUAUAGAGAUAGAUAUAGAUUUCUGGAUAACAGUUGGUGAUGAUGUUAUACCAGAUCCUCAGAUUGCAGAUAACAUCUGUCCAAAUGAAUGUUCCAAUCAUGGAACAUGUAAAGAAAAUGAAUGUACCUGUUCUGGUAUAUGGAUCGGUGACGACUGCUCUAUUGACAGUACUAUACCACCAGAGGUCACUUACAUCAGUUCACAGAACCCAUGUGAUCACAAUGUGAAGAAAUACAAAUGUUUAGAGCCAGUAAUUGUUGGUGCAAACUUUGCUGACACGGACAACCUCACCUGCCACUAUGAAGUUUUAUAUAACAAUUUGACAAGUACUGGAGAGAUGGGAACAGUUCUGGCUGAGUACAUCAAUGAAGAUAGUGUUAGCUGUGCUCUACCUAGAAUCGCUAUCUAUAACAUCACGGUCAGCAAUAAUGGUAUUGAGUAUAGUGACUGGGUCACUCAUCUGGUUUACAAUGGGUAUUGUGAUACCUGUACAGAAGAUGAUGGCUGCAUGUUAAGGAAUGAUAUCUGCUAUAUUAAUGAGGUGUGUUAUGAGAAUGGAUUCAUAUUACCAGCUGACCCAAGAGUGGGAUGUAGAAUUGCUAUAUCUGUUACAGAUUGGACAGUUAUCCAAGUGAAUUCUGUUAGACAGUACAGAUUAUUCUUCAUAAGAAUGGAGGGGUCAUCUUUGAUUGUGCCUUCAGGUUCAAUAGCCACUUUUGGUAGCAUGUCACUGGAUCUUAAUGUGAACAAUAAGUUAUCAUUAAGUUUUAAUGGAGUCAAUCAGUAUUUAAAGGUCGUUGAUAAUUCAGGAGGAUGUCUCUACGACCCUGAACAGUGCUUUCUGGGAAUAACCUUAUCAUUUACCAUUAAGUUCCGAUCAUUAAAAGAAAACACAUAUUACUAUACUAAUUGUGGAGAUCAAUCAGAUUCUGCUGGAUAUGCUAUCUACUAUAAAAAUGAAAGAUUGUACUUCAAGGUCAGCACAAGGACAAGAGAAUGGACAGUAUUUGUUUCUGAUUUAAAGACUGAUAAAUAUUAUGACAUCCAAAUGUCAUGGAGUGUUCAGUUUGGUUUAAAUAUUUACAUCAAUCUUAACAAAGUGGGAGAAACCACUGAUUAUCUUCUAAGAAAUGUAGAAACUCCAACCAAAUGUGAUUUGUAUCUUGGACGUCCAAAUGGAAACGGAGAGUAUGCCGACAUAGUUAUGGAAUACUGGCAUAUUUUGUUAGCUUCCAGGGAAGUUCUCAUAUCUAUAGGAUUUGUAAUUGGUUAUCCGUCAGUUAAGAAUCCUCCAGUUUUAAAACCAGAACUAGAUAGAUAUGGUGAAUCGAAAUUUACUUGUGACUUUGAUCGAGUGACUGGUUAUGAUGUCAAAUAUUCUGUCAAGUUUUAUCUCAACGAAGACGUACUUAGAGAGGUUACAAUAACAAGAGAUAAUGACUUUGCCAUUUUGGAUGAAAAUGAUUUCCAUGAGCAGUUGUAUGGCGCUGCUAUAUCUUGUACAGUACAAGUAUGCUAUGCUGAUAGCUGUGAUCAGAGUAAAGGUGAAGUGAAAGUCAGUAAUACUGUUUAUGUAGCAUUCAAGUUUUCUCAAGAAGGAAGUAUUGUUCUUCAUGAAGGUCAGCCACCUACAGAGCUUACUCUUCAAAGCUAUAUCCCACCAAGGUUAUUCUGUACGAGAGGCGCUAGGGACUAUUGUAAAGUAGAACUGAAAGCUUCCAUCAGACCAGCUAAGGAACUCCAAUGUUCAGACGGAACAGAUUUAUCCCAAGUUGUGUUUUUCCAAACCGGUGAAUCUGCUGCCGAUACCUGUGGCACUGAAGUUUCUACAACAGAAUGGAAAAAUGAGUUUAAACUGUUCAUGAAAGCCAGAAUAGAUGGUAUUAAUGAUGGAGAUAAGAAGAGGUCACUACAGUUGGAGGCUGUUGUAAAUUCAGGAGGUGAUAUUGUCAAAUAUGACAUUGGACGUAUAGAACUGGACAUUAAAGACAGAGAUAAACGGGUCCGUUGCAGGUCAAAAGGUCAUCCACAUAUAAAAACAUUUGACAAGAAAAAGUACCAUAACUACCUAGAAGGAGAGUUCAUAUUUUACCGUACUAAAUCAAAUCUGUAUGAGGUGAGAACUUUCCAGAGGAAAUGCAGAGCUAAUUCAAGAAACGCCUGCAAUUGUGCCGUGGCCAUCAGGGCUGAGGACGAUGUCAUACUAUUCGAUGUAUGCGGUGCUGAUUAUGACUUUACUACCACUGUAAGAUCGCUAACCAAGAAAAUCUACAAAAAUGGAGAUCUGACAGCUGGUUUUACUGUAGAAGAAGAAAAGAAAGGAAAGAUAUUCACUAUUACCCUGCCCAAUGGAGCAUCAGUGAAAAUUGAAAAGAGAAAGAAAUAUCUACAAGUUUGGGUUACAGCUGGACCUGUUGAUUUUGAAAAUGUUGAAGGUUUAUGUGGUAAUUUUGAUGAUGAUAAGGACAAUGAUUAUAUGAAACCAGAUGGCACCUUCUUGGAUUCCAGUAACAAGUAUCCAAAUGACUUCAGUGAAAGUUGGAGAGUACCAACGACUGAGACUAUAUAUAAUGGUUUCUGUGGCAACAUCGAUGCACCAACUGACAUAGGCGUGUACUGUGAAUGUAACUCUGGACAGGAUCCUGUAUGUUCAAAUAACCGUGAUAUUACUGCGUGUGCAAAAAUCAGCAAGAAAAAAGCUGUAGAUAUCACCAAUGAGUUGCCCAUGGAAGAACCAGUGAAGUGUAGUACAACUGUAGAACAGAUAUUCUUUGUCUUUGAUAUCAAGUUUAUUUUUACUAUAGCUGAUCUACCUCCAUGGCCGGUAAAUAGUAUUACUGAAAUCAAUGCACGUGACAAAUGUACAACUGAUAUUAAAUUGUCAGUAGUAGGCGUGGCCUGUUUAGGUUUUGGUAUCACCAUCGACUUUGACGACAUUAUUGAAGAUUGUGUUCUUGAUGUGCAGUUAAAUGGAGAUUAUGAUUUUAUUGUAUCAUCCAUUAGUGAACUGAGAGUAACAUGUAUGUUCUCAAUAGAAACCAACAUUACACUGUUGUUACCAGAGGGAACAGAUGAAAUAGAAAUACCAGAAUUUAUUGACAACAUCUGUGUUGAUGAUUGUAAUGAGCACGGAACCUGUGUUGAAAGUGUUUGUCAAUGUUAUGCCAACUUUACAGGAACAACAUGUGACACCCUGUUAACAGACCCACCUAUCCUCAAUGCUAUAUUUGGGGGAGUGGCUUGUGAUGUGGACACCAAUGAAUAUAACUGUACACUGUUUAUUGUUCAGGGCGUCAGAUUCAUUGAUAAUGAUUCACUCACAUGUCAUUUUGAAUUAGAAAAUGGGGUAAAAGUAACUUCUGUUGGAGACUUUAAGUCAACAGAGGAGGUGUGGUGUUUCUUCAUUGGAGAUCUUGGUCAACACAAACUGACUAUUAGUAAUGAUGGACUAACGGAGAGUAACCAGUUGACAUUUAUUGUAUACACAUCAGCAUGUAAAGAUUGUACUGACUUAGUUUGUGUAGAUAGGACUGAUAUAUGUACAAUUGCUGGAGUAUGCUAUGAACUUGGUGCACUUAACAUGCUGAAUACUGAACAGUUCUGUAACACCACUACCUCUAGGACAACAUGGAGUACACUCAUAGUGUCAGAUAUAACUCCAACUCGCUACAAUUUUGUGAGAAUUACUGGUACCACACUUGUAAUCAAGAUUAGUAUAAGUAUAGAAAUAAACAUUAACUUGAUAGGGACACCAGUUCUGAUAGACAUUCCGUCUGGUGAGAAAGGUGUAGUAUUGAAUGGUAUUGACCAAGCACUGGACUUUGGAGAUCUCAGUAACACAUGUUUAGGAGACAUAGAAAAAUGUUCUACUGGCCUUACCAUAACCUUCAAUCUCAAAUUGAGAGAGAGGAAAGAUAACUGUUAUAUCAUGUCUACUGGCGGUGAAGAUAAAGAUAGCUAUGGACUUGCCAUGUGGUACUCCAAGAAGGGUAAAUUAUACACUCGUGUCAGUACCUCUAAAUAUGAAUGGACUGUGUACACAAAAGAUGUGGAAAUAGAUGAGUAUUUCAAUGUCAAGUUAGCAUGGAGUCGCAGUGAAGGAUUGGCAUUUUAUAAAAACAAUAAAAGGAUGAAGAAAUCUAAGAAACGCCAAAAGAGGAAAGGUUCAAAACAUCUAAAGAAGAAAUGUUACUUUGGUAGAUCAACUGAGACUGUACCUCACUUUUGUAAGAUGGAAAUCGAUGGCUUCACUGAAAUACCAGCAUCAGAACAAGUCGUAGAUAUUAUCGACGUUCCUCUUGAAUUGCCAACAAUGGAAAAGGACCCCGUCCUGAAGGUUAUAUCAUCAAAUGACACGUUUGACCUUCGAUGUACCUUUGUACCUUUGACCACACCUUAUGUCAACUAUAGAUAUACAGUCAGAUGGUAUUUGGGAGAUACAGUAAAAUCUACAUUUGUUAUGGAAAAUGAUUCCUUUGUCAGUGAAAUAAACAAGGCGGAUCUUGGUAUGGCUGUCUAUGGAGAUGAGGUCCGUUGUGCUGUGUCAGCCUGUUACUAUGACAACUGCGACAAUACUGCUGGUCCAGACAGAAUGAGUAAUGAAUUUAAACUACAUGUUAAGAUAUUGACAGAAGAAAUUAAAUUGUAUGAAGGAUUUGCUGGAGAAUGUAUAAACGUAAAACCCAUGGUACCUCCAAGUACCUUCUGUGAUAAUGGUACAUGUCGCUAUCGUAUAGAUUAUGGGUUUGAAGAUCGGGAGAAGUACACAGAGAGUACCUGUGCUGAUGAAAGCAUUGUACCACAAGCAGUGUUUUUGACAGAAUCCAUUCAGAAUACUCCAUGUCAUGUUGUCAUUAGUGAAGUCGAUUGGGAAAAAGAAACAUGUGUUUAUAUAAGAGCUGUAGCAGAUGGACUUAAAGACAAGAACAAGAAAUUACAUGUCAGACUUACAAUCUCUGUAGAAAUUGUGACGACAAUAGUUACUCAGAUAUCUCAGACCUCCUAUCCCACAGUCGAGGUUGAAAUCAUUGACCAAGACAAGACUGCAGUUUGUGAAUCUUCAGGAGAUCCACAUAUAACAACGUAUGAUGGAAGGACUUAUGACAAUAUGUUAGAAGGAGAAUUUGUUAUGUACAAACACAAAACAUUGCCAUACGAGGUAAGAGCCCUCCUGCGAGCCUGUAAUGAACCAGUACAAGCCUCAUGUAAUUGUGGUGCAUUAAUCAGGAUUGGGGAUGAUGUUAUAGUCUUUGAUAAAUGUGGAGCUAAGAAGUCGAAGAAGAAUAAGAAGAAACCUCUUAAACCCAAACUGUAUCUAAAUGGAGAAUUAACCCCAGGAACCAGUAUAAUCAAAUACAAAGGUGGAAAGAAUUAUAAGGUUGUGUUUCCAAGUGGUACAUAUGUGAGAUUAGAAUCGCAUAAGAAUGGACGAUUCAUGAACAUAUAUGUGAGAGCAUCUUCAUCAGAUCUGGGAAAAACAGAAGGUUUGUGUGGUUUCUUUGAUGGUGAUGACGCCAAUGAUUUGAUGAAACCUAAUAACACAUUAUAUGGAGGCAAAUCAAGAGAAGUGGAUGAAUUCUCCUCCAGUUGGAGAAUCGAUGAAUUGGGUGUUGACUCCAUGUACUCUGGAUACUGUCCACAAGUAGUGAUUGAGAAACAAACCAUCCUUCCCCCUUACUGUAACUGUGGUGCCUCAACCUCAACAUGCUACACCAACAUAGAUGAUCUCGGCUGUGCACGAUAUAAAAAAGACAAGAAAGACAAAGGAAAAUAUUGGAAAAAGGCCAAAGAUGUGACAGAAUAUUUGGUAUCCAAGGCGAUAUCUCCACCAUCUGGUUGCAUAGCAACACAAAUAGAAGUGUUUGAGGCUAACAUUACAUACAUACCACCAGUAAGGACAUGGCCGACACCCAGUGGUCUUACAGCAAUAAAGGCAUUACAAGAAUGUAAAGCUGUGAUUGAAGCAGAUAUAUCCUUCGCUGGAUGUAAAGGUGUAGCAGCUAUUAACCUAGUAGCUGCUCUUGAUUCGUGUGUUAUAGAUUUACAGAUUACUGAUAACAUAGAAUGGUCAUUGGCUGCUUUAGAUACGGUGCUUACUAAAUGUCAGAUAGAAAUAGAGAUUAACAUUGAGCUGUGGGUAAAUGUGUCGGGAUCUUUGAUACCUAACCCAGCAAUCAUUGAUAACAUUUGUCCUGGAUCGUGUAGUGGUAACGGAAACUGUGUUGAAGGUGUGUGUGUCUGUACUGGUAACUUCGCUGGAGAAGAUUGUAGUGUUGACACCACUGCAGUAAUCGUACUGGAACCUUUAGAACAGGAAUUCUGUGAUAAAUACAGUAAUCUAUGUACAGAGAUAACGUUGAUUGGUGAUGGCUUCUUAGAAACAUCAGUUAUACAAUGUGCUAUAACAAGACAACAGAAAUUAGCUGUAUUUGCUAACAUUGGCGAUGAAAUACUGAUCAAUGCUACAUUCAUCAGCCAGGAAGCAGUCACAUGUGAUUUACCAGACCCAGAUAUUUUCAAAAUUACAAUUAUCAACAAUAAUAUCAGAUCAGUAGACAGUCUGACCUAUGUGACAUACGACCCAUUCUGUUAUGAUUGUACAACUGCGGGAUGUACUGUCAAGCCUGAUGUAUGUCAGAUCGGUGAUAAUUGUUAUGGUAAAGGAUUCUUUGAUGUUGGUAAUGCAGGUCUAGGAUGUAUUCCGAAUACAGAUAAAACCACUUGGACAAUUAUUACUCAAAUUGACAUCACUGUACUAGAACUGACCUUUAUCGAGAUAACUGGAACAAUUUUGAAAACACCUAAUCUGGACAUAACUGUACAUGGAACUAUACUUCCAACUUUAACAGAAAUAAACAGCAUCAUGUAUUGUCCUUUAGAUGGCAUAUCACAAUAUCUUGACCUUGGCGAUAAAUCUAACAGCUGUUUAGGUAAUCCUUUAUUGUGUGGCUUUGGAAUGACCGUCCAGUUCAACCUAAAGAUAAUUCAGUUUGUGGAGAACAUGUACAUUUUUACCUCUGGUGGUGACCAACCUGACGGCUAUGGUGUGGCCAUGUACUACAAGCGUAGCGAGUUAUAUCUGACAGUUAGUACUAAAACAAUGGAAUGGACAGUGAAGACCAAGAUAAAUAUCAAUGUAGUGGUCAAUAUAGAGUUCUCAUGGAGUAUUCAGACUGGGUUAGCUCUAUUCUUUGAUGGAACAAUGGUAGCUGAAACCAAAACAUUCAUCACCAGAGAGGUGACGGUAUCUGUUUAUACAGCUACUUACAUUGGUGUGUCUAUAGACAUUACUAUAUUUGCACAGAUUGAAAUAGGAGAAUUGAAAAUAACAGAAGCCACAAGGGAAACCAUAGCAACGGUGGAAGGUGAUGAAACAACUACAGAUGUCAUGACAACAGAAAUGGUUACCAAUGCUACCACAACUGAAAUGGUCACUAAUGCCACAGAAACAGCACACACAUCAACUGGGAGCUUAUCUACAGGUUCAGUCAGUACAACAGAUUCUACACUAUCCAUGGCAACUGGCACAUUAACAUCAAUAACAGGAACACAUACUAUUGGAACAACAGCAACCAUGACAACAGGAACAUUAGAAUCUGGAACAAUGACAACAGGAACAACUGAACAGGAAACUAGUGGAACAACUAUUACCAUGACAACAGGAACAACUGUUACCAUGACAGAAGGAACAACUGAACAGGAAACCAGUGGAACAACUGUUACCAUGACAGAAGGAACAACUGAACAGGAAACCAGUGGAACAACUGUUACCAUGACAGAAGGAACAACUGAACAGGAAACCAGUGGAACAACUGUUACCAUGACAGAAGGAACAACUGAACAGGAAACCAGUGGAACAACUGUUACCAUGACAGAAGGAACAACUGAAAAGGAAAUCAGUGGAACAACUGUUACUGUUACAGAAGGAACAACUGAACAAGAAACCAGUGGAACAACUGUUUCCAUGACAACAGGAACAACUGAACUGGAAACUAGUGAAACAGCUGUUACCAUGACAACAGGAACAACUGAACUAGAAACUAGUGGAACAACGUUUACCCUGACAGAAGGAACAACUGAACAGGAAACCAGUGGAACAACUGUUACCAUGACAGAAGGAACAAUUGAACAGGAAACCAGUGGAACAACUGUUACCAUGACAGAAGGAGCAACUGAACAGGAGACCAGUGGAACAACUAUUACCAUGACUAAAGGUUCAACUGGACAGAAAACCAGUGGAACAACUGUUACCAUGACAGAAGGAACAACUGAACUAGAAACCAGUGGAACAACUGUUACCUUUACAGAAGGAACAUCUGAACAGGAAACAAGUGGAACAACUGUUACUGAUGCAGGAGGAACAACUGAAUCUAGAACCAGUGGCACAUCUGUUACCAUGACAACAGGAACACCUUAUAGAGGUACAGGUGAAACUACUGAAUCAAGGGGAACAGUGUUUACUGGAACAACUUCUAAGUCCUCUUUGAGUAAUGAAACCACAACAGACCAAGGAACAACAACUGAUAUAGGUACCACAACAGAAUCAGAAACCACAACUGAGAUAGGUUCAUCAACUGAAGGAGGAACAACUACAGCAAUGGGUACCACAACAGAAGCAGGAACCACAACAGAGGGAGAAACCCUAACAGAUGGAACAGCCACAACAACUGAAGCAUCAACUCCCACUGAUGGAACAGCUACAACAACAGAGGCAUCUACACCAACUGAUGGAACAGCCACAACAACAGAGGCAGGUACCACUUCAGAAGGCACAACAGUUGAGAAUACAGCCACAUCGAUGACUGAGAGUACCACCACUGGUAUGUCUGACACACCUACAGUAACACAAACAGCUGCUACUACCCAGGCAGACACGACUACAGAACAACCCACUGAAAUAACAACUACAGGUCAGUUAAUGACUGCAUCAGACACAAUUACUGUUCAGUCAACCACUGAAACAAAACAACAAACCACCACACAAGAAGACACUCUAACACAAGAAACAAGCUCUGUUGAGUCCUCUUCUAUAAGGGUUGAGUCAACUACAAGCUCUGUUGAGUCCUCUUCUAUACGGGUUGAGUCAACUACUCAAAAUAUUGAUCAGACUGAAAUUACAACCCCAGUGGCAACAACCUCUCAAGUAAUGACCUCAUCAGAAUCAAGUGUUCAGGAAACUACAACUAAGUCUGUUGAUACCACUGUUGUUGAUACUACAGAACCACAGACAACAACAGAUAGUCCAACUACCACCGUCGUAGAAACAACAGUUCAGACAACACAACAAACAACAACACCAGUCAUGACAACAGAGCAGACGACACAGGGAUGUAUAGGAGCAAACAACAGCUAUCCUGACUUUACUAAUAAUCCCAGCCUGUCAAAUUCAAUCAGCAAUGAUAAAUCAGCUGUGAUCUACACAUGUCAAGUCGUAACAUCAACAGAAGCUGGAGCCAUUCAUAAAGUCAUGUGGUAUGUGGGUACAUCACUACUCAAAGAAUCGACUGUGACGACUGGCAAUGUUGUUAUGUUAAAUUCUAAAGAUGAUAUGGAUACCAGUCAACGGGCUUCUGCUCUUAAUGAUGGGGUAUCAUGUGGAGUUACAGUGAGUAACCCUAAUAGAUGUGGUGAUGGUGUGAGUCCUGAGUUAAACUCCACAGUAGUUACUCCAUUCCAACAAACAGUUGACAUUCCUGACAAGAUAACCUUGGUUGAAGGUGAACCAUCUACACCUUUCCCAAUCACUAUUUCACAAAACUAUGAUCUGUACUGUACGCUUACCUAUGGUAAAUCAUGUGACAUAGAGAUCGUAGCACGUACAGUUGUUCCAGUCGACAAGAAGGACAAGAAGAAAUGUUUCGAUGGUAAUGACAUUGAUGCCAUUGCUGUAGAAUCUGAUUCUACCGACCCAUCCACAGCAACCCCUGGUGUCAAAUUCAUUGGCAGUACCAAAACGUAUUCUCUAAAACUUAAAGCAAGAAUUGAUAGAAAGAACUUCAAAGUUCCAUUAUCAAGACAAGUGAAGAUUGUACAGAUUGAUACGCCAUCUGGUGAUAGUCCAGUGGAGAAGAUAAUUAAAACAGUUAAUGUGACCUUGGAAGAUACCUAUUCUACAGCUCAAUGUCAAGCUACUGGUGAUCCUCAUGUUAGGACUUUUGAUGGAACAUUCUAUGAUGCAUUGUUUACUGGAGAGAUGAUUAUGUACAGAAAUAAAGAUUUCCAAGUGGAGGUACGAGCAUACUUCAGUAAGUGUAGCCAAGGAAGCUGUAUCUGUGCAGUAGCAUGCAGGGCUGGUGAUGAUGUCAUUAAACUAGACAAAUGUCCACUGGCAGGUCAAACACUGGAUGCCUACCCUAUUGUCAAUACUGCGUUUACUCGUGGUAACUCAUUCACACCAAUGUUCAAAGAAUUCCAAGAGUUAAAUGGAGAGAGAUUCCAGAUUCUUUUACCAACUGGAACGAGAGUAACUGUGAGAAAUGAUCAUAAUGAAUACAUGAAUCUUUACAUACAGCCCUCAGCUCAGGAUAGAAACAAAACAGAAGGAAUGUGUGGCUCCUAUAGUGGUAUCAAAGAGGAAGAUCUAGUAGAUAUUAAUGGUGUUACUCAUACUUUACCUGAUAAUAAACGCCCUGAUGUUUUCAGUAAGAGCUGGAGAAUUGCCCAGGGAAGUCCUGACUCGAUAUAUAAUGGAUACACAGGAACAGUAACCAUGCCAACACCUGUGUAUUGUGUAAGUUUUGAUGAUGGAAGCACACAGAGCUGUGAUUACUUCAAAGAUAUUGACCUCUGUUCAGUACAUAAGAAUGGUGUUGAUAAAACCCAGGACCUACUAACAGAAGAACAAGAUAGAAAUGCAGAGCAGCAAGCUGAGCAGCAAACAGUAAGGAGGAGGAAAAGAGAUACGACAACUCCAAAUGCAUUUACUUAUGAUGCUAAUUUUAAUUCUCCAACUAAUUUAGCUUGGCCUACAAGUUCUGGAAUUACUUAUUCUCAAGCAGAAACAUACUGUCAAAAAGCUCUCCAGUCGCAAGCAGGAAUUAACUGUGCUGGUAUUGUUGGAAAUACGACACAAGAUGUUGAGUCAUGUAUUAAUGAUGUCUUGUUAACAAAUAGUAUGGAUUGGGUUGACGCUGUUAUCCAAAGUAUACAGGAGCAAUGUUAUACAACAGUGACCACUGAUGAGAACCAAUGGCUGGAUAACGGCUCAGGGACACCAUCUAUACCUACAAUUAUUGUUGAUAAUAUCUGUCUGAAUGACUGUAGUAAUACUGGAACAUGUAGGCAGGGUGAAUGUAUUUGUAAUACUAACACCUUUGGACCAGACUGCAAUGUAACAAGUACAGACAAACCAACUGUCCUAGCAUCCUAUAGUAAUAAUGUGUGUGAUCUGUCUAAACUCAACUGUACACUGAUAAAAGUCUAUGGGGCCAGAUUUAUCAAUAGUACAGACUUAACAUGUCAUCUCACAGAAGUUACGGUUGGAACUAAUGGAAUAACCAACACAUUAGCUACAGAGAAAGUGGCAGCCAUAUACAAAAGUUUAGCACAUGUAGUAUGUCCAAAUCCUGACAAGAAAACUGUGACUGUGGCUCUCAGUAAUGAUGGUAAUACCCCAAGUGACCAGCAGUCCAUUUAUGUGGCCUACACCUCAAACUGUUACACAUGUACAAAGGAUGCUACAACUGCUACAGCCACAUGUACUACAAAUCUUGCUAGUUCCUGUUUGAUUGGGUCUGAAUGUUACGUAAAAGAUACCAAAUCACCUACUGAUCAAUGCAUGGCCUGCAGACCCAGUAUAGCUACAGAUAGCUGGUCCAAAGUUACAGGUUCUGGCUGUGAAGACAAACCACCAAAUGAAGAUGGCUCAGAAAUGAAUGCUGUUACAAUCAUUGCAGUAUCUGUUACCAUAGCAGGUCUCAUACUUAUAGGAAUUAUAGUGGCUGGUAUCUGUGUUUAUCGUAGAACCAGAUUAAGAAAAGAAAAACUUGAAAGUGCUGGAAAUUCAGAAAUAGAAUACAGAUCUAAGAAUCCCAAUGCUAUGGUUCCAUACUUCCCUCCCGGUCAGGAAUGGAGUUAUGCCUACGAUCAUCCAACAAACUCUAGUGUAUACCGACCACAACGAAUAGCCUUCUAUGACAACAGAGCAGCAUUAGAUGAUUAUUUUGAAGACUAAACAGUGAUCAUUUAUUAAUUGUCUUCCUUAUAUUACAAAGACUACCACCAUUUGCUAAACUUGUUAUUGAAAAUAAUAUUGAAUGCUCAGAAUAAUAUGAUACAAUCAUAGAAAUAAUUAUUAAAUAAGCUUAUAGAAGUCUUAUUUUUUAUUGUUAAUAUAAAUUGGUGCAAUCCUAAUGUUUCAUAUAUUUGGGUGAAUAUUAGGGCAUUUGUUUUGAAUGUAGAUAUUUUAGUAAUCUGUCGGUCUGUGAAACUAUUAUGAAUAUAGCUUGAAUUUAUGAAAUAUUAUUUUUUUCUAUUUUUUUACUCUUUUUAGAAAUAUAUGUUUAUACAAGAUGCAUUUUAUAUACAUUUUAUCAGAUAAAGAUAUUGUUGGAAAAUUCAUUUCAUAAGUGAGUCUUGUUUUGAUUUUUUUUUUUUUUUUUUUAUACGUUAAACAUUAUUCUUAACAUUGUCUUCUUGACGUUUCUACUUGAGUGUAAAAUUUAAAGUUACUCUAAAAUUUCAAAAUACAAAAAAAUUAAGUAGGUACAAUGAAUAAAUAUUUUGGAAACAUACAUUCACCAUGUUCCAGAUUCAAUGGUCAGUAUUUAUGUAGAUAGAUAUGAAUAUAAAGCAUACACAUUUUGAUAUGUUCAAAAUGUACAACUAAGUACCUUAGGUGCUAUAUUAAUGCCAUAUUUACUUCUGUUUCUACUUUUAGAAAAACAAUACUUCUAUUAAAAAGUAUCUAAGGCAGUUUUAACUACUAUGAAGUUCUAUAUCUUAUGGUAUCUCUAUUAGAAUUUGUUAACUCACAAUAAUUAAUCUUCAUCUAUUACAUGGUUACUUUUUAGGAAGAAAAAAAUCAGUAAAACACAGUCAAUAUGUUGGUUGGUUAACAUUGCAAAGGCAUUCAAAUUUAGAAAUUACAUCAGCAAAUAAUUGUAUAUUUUAUGCCAUUUAUGUUUUCUUACAAAUAUUCCUUUUUUUUUGUUGACAAUCAAAAAUGCAUAUAAAUUCCAAGAAAUAACGAUCCACUGCUAUAAAAUAAGAAUUCAUGACAUCUCCAAAUCUUAUAGAGUUUAAUAUUAGAAACUUUUUGUUGGUGUCCUGAAUUAAACAUAUUUUAUGAUUCUUAUACAUUCUAAUGCCUAUUUUUGUAACACUGUAUUGGCCAAAUGAAGUUGUAAAUUUCAAGACGUUGCUGUUAUUUGAUAAUGUAAUUAUUCACAACACCAAUUUUAAGACAGUAAAGUAACCGUAUUUGUCAGACACAGAAGUUGUUGGUAACAUAUAUUAAUGUCAGGAAUUGCUCAACACAAAGGAUUUGUUAACCUUUAUGUUUUUGUUAUUCAUAUUAUACUGUUCCAAAGUUGUUUAUAUAAUGUCAUUUAAAAUUUUAUAAUAAAACAU